AGAAGGUUUGAGCCGUUUGUUCAGGGAAAGGUGCUAAGAUAAUAUAGCUAUAUAUACGCCGGAUAUUUUGUCGCUUGUAUUUGCGCAGUUAUGUCCACGAACGACUUUUAUUUACGAUAUUACGUGGGACAUAAAGGGAAAUUCGGUCACGAGUUUCUGGAGUUUGAAUUCAGGCCGGACGGGAAGCUGAGAUACGCGAACAACAGUAACUACAAAAAUGACGUCAUGAUCAGGAAAGAGGCGUACGUUCACAAGAGCGUGAUGGAGGAACUGAAGAGGAUCAUUGACGACAGUGAAAUCACGAAGGAAGACGAUGCACUGUGGCCUCCUCCUGACAGGGUGGGCAGACAGGAACUGGAGAUUGUCAUUGGUGACGAACAUAUCUCAUUCACAACUUCCAAAAUUGGGUCUCUGAUCGAUGUCAACCAGUCUAAGGAUCCAGAAGGCCUCAGAGUGUUCUACUACCUGGUACAGGAUCUCAAGUGUCUCGUCUUCAGUCUCAUCGGCCUCCAUUUUAAGAUUAAGCCGAUCUAAAUUCAGCAGUUUCUACAGACAGUUAAUUUAGUUUGUUUAACCUUUCAACAUUUUGUACAGUAAUUUCUGGCUUGUCUGCUGUUUUCCUUUUUUAAAUAAAACACUGUUUCAGAAGUA
Messenger RNA from Ictalurus punctatus (channel catfish), 651 nucleotides. It is a transcript of the gene magoh, whose product is annotated as mago homolog, exon junction complex subunit. The record is from RefSeq and is marked provisional. Gene Ontology annotation, cellular component: nucleus; catalytic step 2 spliceosome; exon-exon junction complex. NCBI's taxonomy places the organism in Eukaryota, Metazoa, Chordata, Actinopteri, Siluriformes, Ictaluridae. The transcript has 5 exons. The coding region runs from base 91 to 534 and encodes 147 amino acids. Gene Ontology annotation, biological process: RNA splicing.